UCUCUGCCGCCCGUGGCCGGAAGACCCUCGAUCUUUACGUGCUAUGGCCGCCGUGGGGUCCGCGAAGGCGGCGUUGCAGGUGGCGGAAGUGCUGGAGACCAUCGUGAGCUGCUGCGUAGGGCCCGAGGGGCGACAAGUUCUGUGUACGAAGCCCACCGGGGAGGUGCUGAUCAGCCGGGAUGGAGGCUGCCUCCUGGAGGCGCUACACUUAGAGCAUCCCAUAGCCAGGAUGGUGGUGGCCUGUGUUUCCAGUCAUCUAAGAAAAACAGGAGAUGGUGCUAAAACAUUUAUUAUCUUUCUUUGUCAUUUACUCAGAGGACUUCAUACAAUCACAGACAAAGAACAGGAUUCUUUGAUUUCCAAAAAUAUUCAAACCCAUAGAAGGCAUUGGAAAAAUUGUUGUCAGUGGAAAUUUAUUUCUCAAGCUCUUCUAACGUUUCAGACACAAAUAUUAGAUUAUAUUAUGGACCACUACUUAAGUAAACACUUUUUGUCCAUCUUUUCUUCAUCCACUAAAGAGAGAACACUGUGUAGGAGCUCUCUAGAGCUGCUCUUAGAAGCAUACUUUUGUGGAAGAGUGGGGAGAAAUAAUCACAACUUUAUUUCACAAUUGAUGUGUAACUACUUUUUCAAGAGUAUGGCUUGUGAAAGUGGGUUUGAAGAAGUAUUUGACUUAGUGGAUGACUAUUUUGUAGAGUUGAAUGUUGGUGUCACCGGCCUUCCUGUCUCAGAUUCCAGGAUCAUAGCUGGGCUUGUGCUUCACAGAGACUUUUCUGUAUACUGUCCAGCAGAUGGUGACAUAAGAAUAGUGAUAGUAACAGAAACCAUUCAGCCUCUUUUUUCAACUUCUGGAUCAGAGUUUAUUCUAAAUUCAGAAGCACAGUUUCAGACCUCUCAGUUUUGGAUUAUGGAAAAGACAAAAGCAAUAAUGAAACAUUUACAGAGUCAGAAUGUAAAAUUGCUCCUGUCUAGUGUGAAACAGCCGGACUUAGUUAGGUAUUAUGCAGGACUGAAUGGUAUAUCAGUGGUAGAGUGUUUAUCACCUGAAGAAGUUUCUCUUAUCCAGAGGAUCAUCGGUCUUUCUCCCUUUGUACUAGCACAGGCCUCUUCACAGUAUGAAAUCUGUAACACUGCUUUGGUGAAAUUCUGUAAGCCCCUGAUCUUGAGAUCCAAAAGGUAUGUUCAUCUUGGCUUGAUUAGCACAUGUUCAUUUAUACCACACUGUAUAGUUCUUUGUGGACCAGUGCAGGGUCUUGUUGAACAACAUGAAGAUGCUUUACAUGGAGCAUUUAAAAUGCUUCGACAGUUAUUUAAAGAUCUUGAUCUAAAUUACAUGAUACAAACCAGUGAUCAAAAUCAUACAUCGAGUCCUCCUACUUAUAAGACUAGCAGAGAAAGUAAUCCAUUGCCAGAAAUUGUUAAUGGCUUAAUACAAAGGCCAUCUCAGGGCACAGUUGUAAAGAACAAAGGUAAACUGGCAAAAACUCAAACAUAUUUAAAAGUAUAUUCAAAUUUGGUAGUUCCAAGUGUAGAAUUAGAAACCUGUAUUCCAUAUUCAACACCAAAAGUGACACCAACAGAUACAUACCAGACAGAUGAAACACUGAGAUGUUUACCUCCAACCCAAACCAGGAUAAUUGAUGACCAUGAACCAUUUAUUGAGAGUAAUUCUGCUAAUUCAGUAGCAGAAAACACUGGAAUAGAAAUUUCUUACGAAAAUUUACAAGUCACAAAAAUUGCUAGAAAGGGAAACAUGUUGCCAGUGAGAGAGAAGUCACUGGAGAUGUGUACUUCCCAGAGUUACUGCUGCUCCACUCUACCAGCAGGUUGUGUUUUGCCAGUGGGUGGUAAUUUUGAGAUCCUGUUACAUUACUAUCUCCUCAAGCACACCAGAAAAUGUCAGCAAUCAGAAGAAACCAUAGUUAGCAUGAUAAUAGCUAAUGCUCUUUUAGGCAUUCCCAAAAUCCUCUAUAAGUCUAAGAAGGGAAAGUACAGCUUUCCACACAUAUAUGUAAGAACGUUCCAUGCACUGCAAACCAGUCAACCCAUGGUGAGCAGUCAGACAGGUUUGGAAUCAGUAGCUGGUAAAUACCAGUUACUAACUUCAGUUCUUCAGUGUUUAACAAAAAUUUUAACCAUUGACUUGGUAAUCAAUAUUAAGAGACAGCCUCAGGAAAUGUAUGAUCAAGAUUCAGAAGAGGAAGUAUAAAAUUGGAAGUUUUUUAUUAACCAAAAUUUUAAUUCAACUCAAGCAAUAAAGAAGGAUGUGACAGCUGAUUCUCAAAUCAAUUCAGUCUAGUUAGGAAAACAUCAAAACUUAAAAAGUCUUUAGAAGUACGCUAAGAGGCUAGCAGACAUUCAGACACAAAUACUAGAAAACA
Molecule: messenger RNA, 2381 nt
Organism: Neomonachus schauinslandi (Hawaiian monk seal)
Lineage: Eukaryota; Metazoa; Chordata; Mammalia; Carnivora; Phocidae
Gene: BBS10
Product: Bardet-Biedl syndrome 10
Exons: 2
Coding region: 44-2209 (721 amino acids)
Biological process (GO): chaperone-mediated protein complex assembly
Molecular function (GO): ATP binding
Source: RefSeq, a predicted model, not a curated record